This is a messenger RNA of Chrysochloris asiatica (Cape golden mole), 960 nucleotides long. RefSeq names its product olfactory receptor 5A1-like. The record is from RefSeq and is a predicted model, not a curated record. Gene Ontology annotation, molecular function: olfactory receptor activity; G protein-coupled receptor activity; odorant binding. Lineage: Eukaryota; Metazoa; Chordata; Mammalia; Afrosoricida; Chrysochloridae. The coding region runs from base 1 to 960 and encodes 319 amino acids. Gene Ontology annotation, cellular component: membrane. Gene Ontology annotation, biological process: G protein-coupled receptor signaling pathway; sensory perception of smell. The transcript has a single exon.
AUGGCAGGACGCAGGUCCACGGAAUGGAAUGGAAACCACUCCUCUGUGGCCAUGUUUGUUCUCCUGGGUCUCUCAGAUGAAAAAGAGUUACAGCUCAUCCUAUUUCCAAUAUUCCUAGGGUUCUACCUUGUGACUCUUUUCUGGAACCUGGCUCUCAUCCUCCUAAUUAAGAUAGACUCUCACUUGCACACACCCAUGUACUUUUUUCUCAGUUUCCUGUCAUUUAUUGAUAUCUGUUAUUCUUCAUGCAUCAGUCCCAGAAUGCUUUCAGACCUCCUUAAAAUUGACAAAACGAUUUCCUUCGUUGCCUGUGUCACUCAGUAUCUUGUUGCAGACUGGAUGGCUAUGACUGAGUGCUGCCUGUUGGCUGCGAUGGCCUAUGACCGAUACGUUGCCAUUGGUAGACCUCUGCAGUACUCAGCCAUCAUGGCUCCUGGUCUCUGUGGAAAGAUGGUUGCUGGGGCCUACCUGGGUGGUUUCAUUACUAGUUUAUACCAAACAGUCUCUUGCAUUCAUCUUUACUACUGCUGGCCAAACCUCAUUCAACAUUUCUUCUGUGACUUGCCUCAGAUUGUUUCCGCGUCUUGCUCCAAUUCCUUCAUACGUCAAUUGAUUCUUCUAUUGGUGGCUAUUUUUAUUGCGUUUGGUUCUUUGCUUAUUAUCCUCUUGUCAUAUUGCUUUAUUGCAGCCUCCAUACUGAAAAUAUCCUCAGGCAAAGGUUCUGCCAAGGCCUUCAAUACCUGUGCCUCCCACCUGACAGCGGUGACACUCUACUAUGGCACAGCCUUCUCUGUGUACUUGCAUCCUAAGUCUAGACACUUCCUAAAGCAGGACAAGGUGCUGUCAGUGGUCUAUAUCAUCAUCAUCCCCAUGUUAAACCCUCUGAUCUAUAGUCUGAGGAACAAAGAGGUCAAAGCAGCUCUCAAGAGGCUUAUAAAGAGGGCAACAGGCUUACUUUAG